This is a messenger RNA of Rangifer tarandus platyrhynchus (Svalbard reindeer), 1365 nucleotides long. The record is from the annotation of a GenBank genome assembly. NCBI's taxonomy places the organism in Eukaryota, Metazoa, Chordata, Mammalia, Artiodactyla, Cervidae.
AUGGAGUCCAAGGCACAAGAUGGAGGGGCCACGAGGGCAGCCAAUGAAGAUGCAGGUGUCGAGGCCUUUGCAGCAGGUACAGCACGUGGCAACCAAGGAGCCCUGGUGGGCCAGGCCGCUGCAGCAGUCGGGGUGUGGCCUAGGAUGUUCCAAGACAAUGAGCUGGAGGAGUCAGAGAAGUUCUACGUGGGUCAGCCACGCUUCCUGCUGCUCUUAUACGCACUGUACAACACGCUGGUUGCCCGCUCCGAGAUGGUGUGCUACUUUGUCAUCAUCCUCGGCCACAUGGUCUCCACCUCCAUGAUCAGCCUCAUGCUGCCCAUCCUCUUCGUCCUCUGGGCCAUGCUGUCCAUUCCCCGGCCCAGCAGGUAUCUUGCCAAGGAGCCAAUCACAGAGGCAGAAGUGCUGAAUAGUGCCUUCAAAGAUUACCAGGACCAUUUUCUGGUGGUCCUCGGUCAAGCCUCACAGUACCUGCAGCUUGUCUUUGGCUUGGAGGUGAAGGAGGUGGACCCCAGUGAGCAUACCUAUAUUCUGGUCCCCUCGCUGGGCCUCACCCUCAAGGAGAUGCUGAGGGAUGGGCAUAGGUUGCCCAAGGCUAGCCUCCUGGUGGUGAUCCUGUGCCUGAUUGCUGUGGAGGAUGUCGUGUCCCUGAGGAGGAGAUCUGGGCAGCAAUCAGCAAGAUGGGGGGUGCCCACAGCAGGUGACCCCCAUGAUUACUCCCUGGAUCCAAACAUGGAUUCAAGGGAGGCUUUGGAGAAGCAGGGUGACCAACCCGAGAGCCCAAAUCCGGGCUCCCAAGUAUACCUGACCCCACAGGGCCCCAACCCAGAAAUGGUCAACAAGGAAGAUAACAACACCGUCCUUGGGCUGUCCUUCCCCAGGAAGCUCUGGAUGAUCAUGGAGGAUGUGGCCUUCACCUUUGUGCACUGGAACGACAAGGGAGACACUGUGGUCACUGAGGCAAAUCUCUUCCAGAUGGCGGUCCUCCAGUUCAGGGGCGCAGACCAGAUCUACAAGACAGACAGCAUCAAGAGCUUCAUUCGUGAAAUGAACCUGUAUGGGUUCAGUAAAAUCUGCCCUUCGAGAUGCUCUGCAGGGAAGAAGAAGCUGAUGAUCUAUCACAACUUCAACUUUCAGAGAGACAAGCCUCCCCUCCUGCAGAACAUCCGGAGGAAAGGCGACCCCAGAACAACUACUCAGCCCACCACCGGCGCAACAACCACCCCAAAGAGAAAGAAGCGAGUGGUGGAGACCAGAUGCUCUCCUCAAUUCCAUCAUGAGUUCACCCAAAAGACGGACAAGAACGCCCAGAAUGGAACCCCAGAAACCCCCAGCCUGCACUUAUUUCUCUUCUCUGGCCUUUGA